Molecule: messenger RNA, 1899 nt
Organism: Amaranthus tricolor (Joseph's coat)
Lineage: Eukaryota; Viridiplantae; Streptophyta; Magnoliopsida; Caryophyllales; Amaranthaceae
Product: protein STRICTOSIDINE SYNTHASE-LIKE 5-like
Exons: 7
Coding region: 618-1760 (380 amino acids)
Biological process (GO): biosynthetic process
Molecular function (GO): strictosidine synthase activity
Source: RefSeq, a predicted model, not a curated record
CAAAACCACAUUCUUCCACUUCAUAAGUUAACUUAUCAAACUAUGGAGUGAUGCCAAAACUCCAAACCAUCUUUAUACAUCCUACACAAAACCAAAGAAGCAAUCUAUCAGUAGUCUUCUUCUACCUCAUUAUUCUCAUUCAUCUUGUUUUCUCUUUUCUUCAUCUCCUAACCAUAAAUACUUGUUCAAUCAAGAAUAGAGAGAUAAGGAGUUAGGGUUUCAAUUCGCUUUGGGCAUUAAGACUUAUUUAGAUGGUGAUUUCUCAAGCUCUAUUAACUUCUAAUCUCCCUUAAUUAUGGUGGGGGACAGUUUUGAGAUUAAUGAACACUUGGAAGCGUAGAGAUCAGUAAUCAACGAAGUAGUCUCAUCCAAUUAUAUAAAGAAAUUACCUCCUACAGGUCAAUGAGUUGCCUAAGUUUACUCUAGGCAAAUAAUACAUUCUAAAGUUGGGAUCAUUCAUGGUGAAUCUAUAGAUAAACAAAAAAGUGAUGGACAACUAAAGAUGGAUGUACGUGACACGUCGUGUGUAUAUGGGAUAAAUACGUGAAAAGAUGAAGUUUUUCAGUAUAUACACCUCGAGUCAAGUAAUGCGUCUUCAGUAUAUACAACUAAACUAAAUGGAAGACGCAGAGUUUAAGGAAGCAACUCGUCAAACGGAUAAAAAAACUACCGUUUUAUGGUCUUACGGCUUCUUUCUCUUAACUUUUGCACCCGUACUCUUUGCUGUCAUUCUCUACCAUUUGGAACCUCUCGACCCGGCUGAGUUGCCCCUGCACCAGUUGACUCAGCCAGUGAUAACGCCGCCCCGAGUCAACAGCAAGUUACUUGAAGGUGCUGAAUUUAUUGGGGCUGGACAAUUGGUGGGUCCAGAAGAUAUUGCUUAUGAUGCAAAAACAGAGAUUAUAUAUGUUGCUUGUGCAGAUGGGUGGAUUAAGCGAGUAUUCCUCAAUAACUCAGAUGUGGAAAACUGGGUUUACCUCGGUGGCCGACCUCUUGGACUCGCUUUUGGCUUAAAUCAACAACUUAUUGUUGCCGAUGCUUACCAGGGUGUAUUGAAGCUUAGUAUGGAAGGAAAGGUGGAGGUACUCACAGAUGAAGUAGAAGGCAGAAUAUUAAAAUUUGCAGAUGGAAUUGACGUUGCCAAAGAUGGCAUGAUUUAUUUUACAGAAGCUUCGUAUAAAUAUAACCUUUCCCAGUUUAUUUUCGACAUUUUGGAGGGGAAGCCACAUGGUAGUUUGAUGAGCAUUGAUCCUGUUAGUAGAGAAACCAAAGUUCUGGCUAGAGACCUUUACUUUCCUAACGGUCUUCAAGUUUCUCCUGAUCAAAAUUCCGUCAUCUUUUGCGAGACACCCAUGAGGAGAUGUAAGAAGUACAUCCGAGCUGGGGAUAGAAAAGGAUCCCUGGAAAGUUUUGUUGAUAAUUUGCCAAUUUUACCUGAUAAUAUUCGAUAUGAUGGAGAAGGUCUUUACUGGAUUGGAUGUCCUACGUUUGCAAAACCAUAUUGGGACAUAAUAUUGAAAUAUCCAAUCCUCAGAAAAAUAUUGGCAAUAGCAAUAAAAUACAACAUUAAUCUACCAACAAUGGAGAAAAAUGGUGGAAUAUUAGCGGUUGAUUUGGAGGGAAAAACAGUUGCUCACUAUUAUGAUCCAAAUUUGAUGAUGAUUACAGGUGGAAAUAAGAUUGGAAACUAUCUCUAUAUUGCCUCUCUUCACUAUCCUCAUAUUUUACGUCUUGAUUUAUCUACACAUGCUGCAAAAUAGCUCUCUUUCUAAUUACAAUCAAUAUAUGUUGUCAAAUUUCUUGUUUAUUUUUUUUAAUUACUAGCUUUACGCUUCCUUUCGACUCGAGAAAUGAAAAUAAUAAUAUGAAAUAAAUACGACAUGUUUGGUUGGUUUAUCA